Messenger RNA from Penicilliopsis zonata CBS 506.65, 420 nucleotides. RefSeq lists its product as hypothetical. The transcript has a single exon. The record is from RefSeq and is a predicted model, not a curated record. NCBI's taxonomy places the organism in Eukaryota, Fungi, Ascomycota, Eurotiomycetes, Eurotiales, Aspergillaceae. Bases 1 to 420 code for a protein of 139 amino acids.
AUGACGACCCUUUCAUCCCCUGCCCAGAUGGUCUCCUGGGACGAAGACCGCUCGUUGAAGGAGGUCCCUCGCCUGACCCCCGCCGCGGUGAAGAUGGCUCUGCCAGACCUCCACCUGACCAUCACAAGCAGUUACCAGAUGGUCUAUCUGCCCGCCGGAUCAGGACCAGGCCUGGAGAAAGAGGGGUCGGCGGUCUUCAUCUUCACGGACCGCGUGGACUCCACCGAUGAGGAGACUCCCGGCAGCUUCAUGACGCAGGGCAAGGGCAUGUUCAUGGCCGCGACGUACCGGGUUGAGGGGACGUUUGAGAUCAUCGCGGGCAGUGGACAGGGGAAGCUGGGCGAGCGCUUCAAGGAGGGGAAAGGCAGUUUUGCGUCGGGCGAGGGAGGGAAAGUGAAUUAUGUUUUUGAACUGAAGUAG